Rhodofomes roseus is the source of this 854-nucleotide messenger RNA. Its product is annotated as 60S ribosomal protein L17/L23. Gene Ontology annotation, cellular component: ribosome; cytosolic large ribosomal subunit. The transcript has 6 exons. Gene Ontology annotation, molecular function: structural constituent of ribosome. The record is from RefSeq and is a predicted model, not a curated record. Lineage: Eukaryota; Fungi; Basidiomycota; Agaricomycetes; Polyporales; Fomitopsidaceae. Gene Ontology annotation, biological process: cytoplasmic translation. The coding region runs from base 38 to 613 and encodes 191 amino acids.
GCAGUACGUGCCGAGGCCGACAUUUCAAGACUUCAAGAUGGUUCGCUACGCCGCCGCCUCCCUCGCCACCAACCCCGAGAAGACUUCCCGCGCCCGCGGGGAGUACCUCCGCACUCACUUCAAGAACAUGCGUGAAGUUGCGGCGGCUUUGACUGGUCUCAAGUUGACCAAGGCGUACGCUUAUCUCAGCGACGUGAAGGACCACAAGCAGAUCAUCCCCUUCCGUCGUUUCUCCGGUGGUGUCGGGCGUGCAUCGCAGGCGAAGCAGUUCAAGGCAACUCAGGGUCGCUGGCCUGAGAAGUCCGUGAAGUUCAUCGUCCGCCUGCUCAAGAACGCUGAAUCAAAUGCUGACGCGAAAAACCUUGAACUGGAGGACCUCUACAUUAAGAACAUCGUCGUCCAGCAGGCACCUAAAACCCGCCGCCGCACAUACCGUGCGCACGGUCGUAUCAACCCUUACCAGGGUCACCCUUGCCACGUUGAGAUCAUCCUUGGUGCGUCCGACGAGGAGGUUGAGCGGGCGAAGGACAAGGACGCCGUCGCAACGUCUACUUUCUCUGGCCUCAACAGGCGGCAGGUCGCCCGCCGACGGAUUGAGGCUGCACGCGUAUGAGCUGUCGUGCGUGCGGCGAGGAGUGAGGGGUCUUUGCGGAGGUAGGCGCUAUGAUGACUGCUCGAGGCGCCGAGCAGCCGUUGUCAUCUCCAUGUGUAUGCAUUAUGCCAUAUUGCCCACGACUUUCGAACACAUUAUAUGGCUAAUGCCUUCUCUUUGUGUGCAUGUGCGGAUGUUGACAGGUCAAGUGCGCCGGGUCAGUUGCAACUGAUUGAUAAUAUAACGGGGAGAGUGCUACUUG